This is a messenger RNA of Anopheles nili, 1555 nucleotides long. Its product is annotated as quinone oxidoreductase-like protein 2. The coding region runs from base 38 to 1276 and encodes 412 amino acids. Lineage: Eukaryota; Metazoa; Arthropoda; Insecta; Diptera; Culicidae. Gene Ontology annotation, cellular component: mitochondrion. Gene Ontology annotation, molecular function: oxidoreductase activity. The transcript has 3 exons. The record is from RefSeq and is a predicted model, not a curated record.
CCAAAAGUGCGUAAAAUCGCAGGGAGCUCACUGGAAAAUGUUUAGAACGAUAUCCUCUAGGUUUGUGACCGUUCUAUGCGACAGUUCAUGGAGUACCGUAUCCGGUAGCCAAUGCCCAAGCCGGUGGGCUCAUCGGGCUGCUGUUCUGCGGGAAGCCGGUAAACCCAUCGCGCUGGAAACGGUGAAAAAGGUUGAAAAACUCAAAAACGAUGAGGUUCGAGUAAAGGUACAUUACUGUAGUCUGAAUUCAACCGACGUAAAAAUCAUUACCGGAAAGCAUGCAGAACUUAACGUGCCUCUACCGUUCAUACCCGGGCAUGAGUUUUCCGGAGAAAUCGUCGAAAUUGGCAAGGAUAACCCACAUCAUUUCAACCGCGGUGAUCGUGUGGUUGUGAUGAAUGACCUGCAAGAUCCGAAGGGAGGACUAAUAUCAGAAGCGGUGGUAAAAAAUCGGGAUGUCUGGACGGUGCCCCAGUCGGUACCGUUGCGUGAAAUGGCCGUGCUACCAUACGGGCAUGGCACGGCUCUGCUCACGUUUGCGUUGCACUGCAAUCUCAAAGAGAAUGAUCUGAUCCUGAUCACCGCGGGUCCGGCUGGUAUGGGUCUGGCAGCGAUCGACUUGGCCGUCAGCGUCUACAAGGCCAAAGUAAUCGCUGUGUGCGAUACAGAGAGCAGUUCAGAUUUGGUUCGUGCAAAAGGGGCCCACAAGGUCGUCAGCAUGACCAAGAAUAACUUCACCAAGUUAUACAAGAACAUUCAGGACGCGAUGGGCGACAAAAAGGCGAAGGUGGCGUACGAUGCCGUGGGAAAAGGACUGCUGCAUAUGCUCGUUGACUUCGUUGAGCCAACCACUGGGCAACUCAUCUCCGUAGAUCCGUUUUACAACGCAUCGAAAUUCCUCACCGAAGUGCCUGAGUUCGAUCGUCCGAAGCGGAAAGAUAAGGCCGAAAAACCAGAGGAAGCAGAAGCCAAGGCCGAGCUGUUGAAAAACGUUCGCCAUUUCGAUCUAUACGAGAAUCCCGACGUGGAUACCUACCGGCAGAUGAUAUCCGACACGAUAGAGAUGCGUGCCGAAGGUAUGAUAGCGGGCCAUAUCAGCAAAGUGUUCCCGCUGGCCAAAAUUCAACAGGCCAUUGAAUUCGUUCAGCAGAAACAAUGCACUGGGAAGGUGCUGAUCGAUGUUCAAUGCCUGGAUGAAGACGAGUGUCCUGAUGGCAAAGAGAAGCCGAAAGAGAAAGUCAGCGAAGCGAAAGAUAAAAAGAAAUCAAAAGAUUAAAUAUCGAAUGACUGAGCAUUUCUCUACCGUGCAGGUCGUGUUAGAUCGAUCACGACUUUGCAGAGAAAUGCACCAUUUACAUCGUUAUUAUUAUACAAUUUUGCAUGCAUUAUACCGUUGUAUUGUUUCAUAUUAACACGCAUUUGCACCUCAAUGUGAAAAUGGCAUCCAUUUAAUUUAGCAUUUCUGUGAUGGGACAGCUUUAUAUUCAGCUUCAUUUUGUACUUAUAAUUUAUACUAGGACUUCUCCGUUUCACAUUUAGUUUGAAGAUUUUGCCA